UGCGUCAUCGCUUCGCGGAAAUACGGGGAGGCUUUUUCGGUUUUGGUGCUCGUAGAGAGGAACCGGAGAGCGGUGAGAAAACGGAAAACGGCGGAAUGCGCGCGUGGUGAGAGCCGCGGGUCGGUGCCGGUGUUUAGCCGUAAGGAGCGCGGGGUAGGAGGCGGGCUGAGCGCGCCGCCGGUACCGGUGUUUCGGGAGCGGAGCGGGCCGGAUCCGACAUGUCCCUGUUCCAGUCUGCGCUGGAUUUUCUGGCCGCGGCGGGGGCCGGGGGCGCCGGGUCCGCCGGAGCUGCGAGCCGGGACCAGAACGACUUCGUGGGGCAGAUCGUGGAGCUCGGAGACACCAAGCUGCGGAUCAAGCGGGUCAUCGCGGAAGGGGGCUUCGCGUUCGUGUAUGAAGCUCAGGAUCUCGGCAGCGGGAAAGACUUCGCUCUGAAGAGACUUCUGUCUAAUGAGGAGGAGAAGAACAAGGCCAUCAUCCAGGAAGUCUGCUUUAUGAAAAAGCUGUCUGGUCAUCCUAAUGUGGUCCAGUUCUGCUCAGCUGCUUCCAUCAGCAAAGAGGAGUCCGACACCGGCCAGGCCGAGUUCCUCAUCCUCACAGAGCUGUGUAAAGGUCAGCUGGUGGACUUUGUGAAGAAGGUGGAGCUGAAGGGGCCGAUGUCAUGUGACACCAUACUGAAGAUAUUCUACCAGUCGUGUCGCGCUGUGCAGCACAUGCACAAACAGAAACCACCGGUCAUACACCGAGACCUGAAGAUCGAGAAUCUGCUGAUCAGCCAGCAGGGGACGAUAAAGCUGUGUGAUUUCGGGAGCUCCACCACCGUGGCUCAUUAUCCGGACUACAACUGGUCCGCUCAGAAGAGAUCCAUGGUGGAGGACGAGAUCACCAGAAACACGACGCCAGCCUACAGGACUCCGGAGAUGAUUGACCUCUAUUCCAACUUCCCAAUCAACGAGAAACAGGACAUAUGGGCUCUGGGCUGUAUCCUGUACCUGCUGUGUUUUAAGCAGCACCCGUUUGAGGAGGGGGCGAAGCUGCAGAUUGUUAACGGCAAAUACAGCAUCCCUCAGAACGACACGCGCUACACCGUCUUCCACCAGCUCAUCCGGUCCAUGUUGAAGAUAAACCCGGAGGAACGUCUGUCCAUCACAGAGUUGGUGAAUCAGCUGCAGGAAAUCGCUGCCGCCAGAAACGUCAACCCCAAAUCCCCGGUCACUGAGCUGCUGGAGCAGAACGGCGGCUUCGGCAACAACACGGCCCAGCUGCCCGCGCAGAUCAACAACAUACACAAUGCAGGUGUGUACAGUGGUGACCCAGACCAGGGAAUGGGUGGAGGAUUCUUGGACAUCCUUAAAGGCGGGACUGAACGCUUUCUCACAAACAUUAAAGACACGUCCUCUAAAGUCAUCCAGUCUGUAGCCAGCUACGCUAAAGGAGAUCUGGACCUGUCCUACAUCACCUCCAGAAUAGCAGUCAUGUCAUUCCCAGCUGAGGGGGUGGAGUCAGCUAUAAAGAACAACAUUGAGGACGUGCGUUUGUUUCUGGACUCUCGGCAUCCGGGUCACUAUGCUGUUUAUAACCUGUCCAGACGCUCCUACAGACCGGCCCGCUUCCACAACCGGGUAUCAGAGUGUGGCUGGCAGGUGAGGAGAGCUCCCACUCUGAUGAAUCUGUACGGGAUCUGUAAGAACAUGCACCAGUGGCUCAAACAGGACCAGAGGAACGUCUGCAUCGUGCACUGCCUUGACGGGCGUGCAGCGUCGGCUGUAGUGGUGUGUUCGUUUCUGUGUUUCUGUCGGCUUUUCUCCACGGCUGAAGCUGCGGUCUACAUGUUCAGUAUGAAACGCUGCCCCCCGGGCAUCGCACCAUCACACAAGAGGUAUAUUGAGUAUAUGUGUGAUAUGAUGGCGGAGGAGCCGAUAAUUCCCCACAGUAAGCCGAUAUUGAUCCGCUCCGUCGUGCUGACUCCGGUUCCGCUCUUUAAUAAGCAGAGGAACGGGUGCCGGCCGUUCUGCGAGGUUUACGUCGGAGAGGAACGCGUAGCUACGACGUCCCAGGAGUACGACCGGAUGAGGGACUUUAAGGUCGAGGAUGUUAGAGCUGAGAUUCCUCUGAACGUUACGGUUCAGGGGGACGUCCUGAUCGUCAUCUACCACGCCCGCUCCACCCUCGGGGGACGCCUACAGGCUAAGAUGGCCUCCAUGAAGAUGUUCCAGAUCCAGUUCCACACCGGCUUCGUUCCCCGAAACGCCACCACCGUCAAAUUCGCCAAGUAUGAUCUGGACGCGUGUGACAUCCAGGAGAAAUAUCCUGACCUGUUCCAGGUGAAUCUGGACGUGGAGGUGGAGCCUCGUGAUCGCCCCAGCAACAAGACUCCGCCCUGGGAGAACUUCUCCACUAAAGGCCUUAAUCCCAAGAUCCUCUUCUCCAGCCGAGACGAGCAGCAGGAGAUCCUGGCCAAGUUCGGUAAACCAGAGCUUCCUCGGCAGCCGGGUUCUACAGCCUUCUACGAUUCUGAGGCUCCCGAACCGGAACACUAUCCCGAACAGCCCCCGAACCCGGAGCCAGAGACCCCGUCCCCACCCAGCACCGACUCCAACGCCAACAACUUCUUCCAGACGCUGGACUGGGACGACGGCAGGGGGCAGUACAAUCGCUCGGACAGCCUGUCUGGACCAAUGGAUGAUCAGGAUGACCUGAGUGGCGGUUCAGAGGAGGAGUCAGUGUCGUACUCCGCCCCCAUGGACGGGUCUCUGUCGCGGGAUCCCAGCGAGCCUCUGUUUGAGGCAGAUUUCACCACCUCUCCUCCUGAACCCCAACCGGAUACUGAAGACCUGCUGGGGCUGAACUCUGACGCGAGCGGCUCCACCGCGGCCCCCCAGCCGCCGCCGGGCCCCCCAGAACCGGGACUGAGAUCCUGCGCCAGUAACAGCGACCUGCUGAACGACCUGUUCAACCCCAACACUGACCAAUCAGCCGAGACCGAGGACCUGUUCUUCACCACCACCACCACCACGCCCAGCCAGCCUCCAACCACCCAGAACCCCCCUACAACCACCAAGGUUAAUGAUAUAUUUGACCCGUUCGGCGUGGGCUCCGGGGUUUCGUCAGGGUCUGAUCCGUUUGGUGAUCUGCUCGGUUCCGACAGUAACAGCAGCAGUUUUAAAGCCCCGCCUCCUCCAGCAUCCAACUCCAGCCUCUUCAACCUUCAUAAGCUAGCGGGAGAAAUGCCUAAGAUGACCUCGUCGGCCAGUCAGCCUGAUCUGCUGGGUGGUUGGGACAGCUGGGCGACCGGAGCCGCCGGCACCACAGCUAGCAUGUCUGCUACUGCUAACAAACCAGCCUUUACUGCUUCUGGAGCUCCGUCGAGCUUCUCGAAGGCUAAAUCCCAGAGCUUUGACCCGUUCGCUGAUCUCGGGAACCUGGGCUCCACUCUGCCAGGAUCCUCCUCCAGCAGUGGUUUCUCUGGUUCAGGGUUUAAGGCGGCGCCCCCUGCUGGAGGUGCUAAAGGCUCGUCUCAGGCGUGGCAGCAGCCGCCGCCGCCGCGCUCCUCCUCCAGUAAACAGUGGAUGCCUCCAGGCUCCGUCCCCAAACCAGCCACUGCCGCCACCAGCAGCAGCCAACCAGCAAAGCCCAACUACAACCUGAACUUCAGCGUGAUUGGAGGACGGGAGGAGAGGGGCAUCCGGGGGCCGGGCUUCGGUCCGAAGCCGAAGGUGAAGGAGGAUGAUUUCGGGGAUCUUCUCUCCACACAGGGCUUCUCCUCCAGACCUGAUAAGAAGGGACCUCGCACCAUCGCUGAGAUGCGCAAACAGGAGCUCUCUAAAGACAUGGACCCACUGAAGCUACAGAUCCUGGACUGGAUCGAGGGGAAGGAGCGGAAUAUCCGGGCGCUGAUCUCCACCCUGCACACGGUGCUGUGGGAAGGGGAGACCCGCUGGAGACCCGUCAACAUGGCCGACCUCGUCACACCUGACCAGGUGAAGAAGUUCUACAGGAAAGCCGUGCUGGUCGUCCAUCCGGACAAGGCAACAGGUCAGCCGUACGAGCAGCACGCCAAGAUGAUCUUCAUGGAGCUGAACGACGCCUGGUCUGAGUUCGAGAACCAGGGAGCUAAAGCUCUGUUCUGAUCCCUCUCUCUCUCUCUCUCUCUUUCUACACACCCGAACUGCCUUCAACACACACACACUCUCACACACACACACACUGCCUCUUCUCUAAGACAGAACGACAGAAUGAGGCUUAUACAGACUGAGACAAUCGGACCGGAGUGAGCGAGAGAAAGAGAGAGGAGGAGGAUCUGUCUCUCUCUCUCUUACUUUCUGACGAUCUGUAGGUCUCUCCCUCGUUCUUUCUGAAGGACAGAAAGCUGUAUGAAGCUGCUGAUGGACGAGACUCUGUCUGCUGGACUCACUCAGACUUCAGAGGAGCUACAGCUCUCCACUCUCCUUCCAACCCCGGGUCAGGGUGUGAAAUUAGCAUACACACACACACACACUGGAGCGGCGGUCUGCGUCUUGCAGUGAGGGGGGGCUCCGGCGGACUCGGGUUCGAGGUGGAUUUAAGGAACAAAAGUGAAGAAAUUGGAUUUUUUUUCCCGCUGAUCUUUAUUUUCAUACGCUUUUUUAUCUCUUAAUUUUGUCUGUCUUUUCGCUGUCUGAUUUAUUUGUUGAUCAUCAUCAUUACCAAUUAGAAUAUCGACUGAUGAGUGUGUGUGUGUGUGUGUGUGUGUGUAUAUAUAUGUGUGUAUAUUUUCUCUGUGGUUUCAGGGUCUGUCUCCUGCUGUCUGAUCAAUGUUUCCGCCCUGAAUAAUAAUUUAAGCAGAGGUUUUAAAGCCCCUGGGAACCAAAAUCUGACCUCUCUUUCUAAUUAAGUGUAAAAGUAUAAAAUAUAUCUUGUAUAUGAACAAAGUCUAAUAAAUCUCUGCUGUGUUUCACUCUUACCACUCUUCUCUCUGUGUAGAGUGGGCGGUCCUACAAGUGGGUCAGUUUUACUUCAGCAUAUCCCUGGCCAAUCAGAAUGCUAACGUGGCUCAUCCGUCACUUUGAGUCCGAGUUACCUGCAGUGCUAAAGCUAAACCUGGAGCGCUAAAGCUAAACUUGGAGAGUAUUCCCUACCAUCUGUAGUCCAUCGCCUCAACACUUCACAGUGGAGUUCGAGCAACCUGGCAAGCAAAAGUUAAAGCUAAACCUGGAGAGCUAGAGUUGAAACUAACACUAAACCUAGUGGGCUGAAGCUAAACCGGGAGAGGUAAAGCUAAACUUUAGCUAAAGCUAAAGAUGGAGAGUCUUCAAUCUGUAGUCCAAUGCCUCACGACUUCAGAGUGGGGUUUGAGCACCCAGACAAGCUUAAGCUUAAGUUAAAGCUAAACCUGACGAGCUUAAGUUAAACAGAGUGAGAUGAUUCUAAACCUGGAGAGCUAAACCUAAAGCUAAAGAGCUAGAGGUAGAGCUACACUUUGCAAGCUAACACUAAAUCUGGAGAACUGAAACUAAACCUGGAGUGCUAAAGAUAAACCUGUUGAGCUACAGUAAAAUCUGAAAAAAAAAUGGAGAGCUAAAGCUAAAGCUCGGGUUAGCAAGAUUUAAAGCUAAACCUGGAGGGUUAAGGCUAAACCUGGAGCGCUAAAGAUAAACGUGUAGAUCUAAAGUUAAAGCUGAAGGAAAACCCGGAGAGCUAAAGCUAACUUGGGGAGGCUAGAGUUGUUCUCAGAGAGGUAUGAGGAGUGUAUGAUGGUGAUAUUUGAGGAGUUUUAUCAUAUUUCUGCUUCAUAUUUUCUGUUUAAGCUACGCUAAACUCUUAAAUCAACACCCAAAUCUGAUAUAAUAAUAAUAAAUCAGUGUAUAAAAGGUGUUCCCAGGGGUUUUAACUCUCGCUGAACCCAGUCGCUCUUCUCCAUCACUCCACCGUAUAUCUAGAACCGGGUUCUGGAUCGAUGUUCCUGAUCCGCGUAGCUUCACUCCACAUCCAUUCUGUUGGUUUUAUCAGAUCUGAUCAUCAUAACGGAGUCUAUCGUCUUAUUUAUUGUUUAUUGUGAGGGGCGAUUAAUUUAAUAGAGGGAGGAAAGAGGAGCAGAAGAAAAAGAAAAAAAGACUAAUAUAUGAAUGAUGGUGUGUGUGUGUGUGUGUGUGUGUGUGUGUUAGAAUCAAAUCUGUGCAGAGCUAAAAAUCAUUCCAAAGCAUCUACACACAUGAAUGUGCUUUCCAGGCUCCUGAUUGGCUGUGUGGAAUGUAACGUUUUUGCUUUUUUCCCCUUUAAUUUUCUUUAUAUCGUCGUAUAAAACUGAAUCCCUUAAACAUGGCAUUAUUUUUCUAAGAAACAUGUUUACUUGAAUGUUAGCUUCUCUUUUUUUUGUUUUUCCUAUAAAAGACCAAACGUGAAGCUCGGCACUUCAGAUCACUCGGAGGAAAAAGAAGAACGAGACGUUUUUGUAAAAACCAGCGAAAAAAGAGUAAAGUUUUGAUGUAGAAAAAUGAAAAAAAAAAAACACAUCAGAACCAGCGCUGGACUCCUGCUGUGUUCGGCAGGCUAGCUAUGCUAAUCGCUAAAAAAGUUGGACGAUUAAUUGAUUAAUUGUGAACCGAGAACAGUUCGUCAGAUUAUCGAUGAUUAAACCUGUAUUGUGUCGAUUAGUUGUAAAUAAUAUGGUAUUGUGAAUGACCAGAUUAUUUUGAAGAAUAAUCUGUAUUAUGGGUGAAUCGUCACAAAUAUCUCCUGAUUAAUCUGUUUUUGUGAGAUUAAUUGGAGAAUAUGAAAGAUGACCCACUAAAAACAGUCGAUUAAUGAAAUUUACAGAUGAUUUGCUGCCAAAAAGUGAACGAUUAAUCUGUUGUUUGCCCAAUUAAUCGGAUAUUUCAGUUGAUUAAUCUGUAGUUUGUGAUGAACCUGAUUAUAUGAUCUAUUACUUUAUGAUUGAUUGAUUAAUCAUAUUAUAUAUAUUUUCUGCACAUUUUUUUUUAUUAAUCCGAUUAAUCGGAUAUCAUAUAUGAUUUGCCUCCCAAAAAAUAAAUUAAUACAUUGUUUGUUUUAUUGAUUUGCCAGCAAAAAAAAAAAACUGUUGAUUUUUAGUCUUUUGUUUGUGUGAUUAUUUGGACAUCAGAUUAAUCACCACUCAAUAAUCUAGACGAUUAAUUUGUGGUUUGUGUGAUUAAUCGAAUAUUAUAAAUGAUUUGUCACCCAAUAACCGUUUGUUUAUUCUGUUACUUGUGUGAUUAAUCAGAUAAUAUAAAUGGUUUUCCACUGAAAACAACAGAUUAAUCUGUUUUUCGACCAAUUAUUCAGAUUAUAGAGAAUAAUGGCCGAUUAAUCGGUAUUUUCACCCUUUAGAAUGGUAUUUAUAGGGCAGUAAUUGAGUCAUAUGUCUGAUUAAUCAUGUGUUAAAGCUGUUUUUGUCUGAUAAAGAUGAGAUUUAUCUAGGAUAUCUGUCCCAAUAUCAGUGUAGGAGAGUUUGUACUCAGCCUGGCUGAUGAUCAUAUUUUUUUGUAAGAUUAUUUGACGAAGUUUAGUCCUGGACUGUGUUUUUAAUAAACUCUGUGAACAGAAAUUUAAUCUACGGUGGAUGAAAUAUAAGUAUGUUGGAUAAAUUCAUGUGAUAUGAUGUUAGAGUGCAGGCAAUAACACAGCAGAGUUAUAUAGAACUCAUCUUUCUGAAGCCUUAAUCUGUAUUUCUGUGUUUUAAAAAGCGCUUAAGAUAAAAAAAUAAAAUAAAAAAGGCUCUGGAAACAUCUGCAGCACAUCUGGAGAGGCCGUGUUCACAUCUGUUCAGCAGAGAGACUGUGAUUUGUGUUAUUUCUGUGGACUGCUGCUGGAUUUCACACAUUCCAGGUGAUUCAGUAAAUAAAAUAAAGAAACUUAAUCAAUAAACACUUUAAACGUCUGUAAAAAAAAAAAUCUUAAUUUCCUCCUGGUGUAGAAGCGGAACGUGAUUAUCUGUUGUACAGUAAUGCAGUGGGGUGUUCUGAUAGGCCUGUUCUCAUAGGCUGGUUCUGAUUGGCCGGUUCUGAUGGUUCUCCUGACUCUGGGCAGAAACACUGUAAAAUAAUGCUCUAUUUUGGUAAAGGAGAAGUCUCUGUAUUUUUUCAUGGGGACUUUUAAGUCAUUCAGGGCUUUUUUUUUGCGUUUCCUGUUUUAAACUCCUGAACUACCCGUGCUCACACUCUCACUAUCAAAGGGUUUAUUUUCCUCACGUUUCUUUAACUUUAAUUUUGUUUUAUUUUGGACUGUAUGAUGACCAAUAAACCACAUUUCAACAUGAA
Molecule: messenger RNA, 8255 nt
Organism: Astyanax mexicanus (Mexican tetra)
Lineage: Eukaryota; Metazoa; Chordata; Actinopteri; Characiformes; Acestrorhamphidae
Gene: gak
Product: cyclin G associated kinase
Exons: 28
Coding region: 219-4130 (1303 amino acids)
Biological process (GO): protein phosphorylation; positive regulation of Notch signaling pathway; regulation of clathrin-dependent endocytosis
Cellular component (GO): cytoplasm
Molecular function (GO): ATP binding; protein serine/threonine kinase activity; AP-2 adaptor complex binding
Source: RefSeq, a predicted model, not a curated record